Molecule: messenger RNA, 1145 nt
Organism: Caretta caretta (loggerhead turtle)
Lineage: Eukaryota; Metazoa; Chordata; Testudines; Cheloniidae
Gene: CLDN14
Product: claudin 14
Cellular component (GO): membrane; bicellular tight junction
Molecular function (GO): structural molecule activity
Source: RefSeq, a predicted model, not a curated record
AUGGCAAGCAUGGCUGUUCAGUUACUGGGCUUCUUACUAAGUCUCUUUGGUCUAAUUGGAACAUUAAUUACUACUAUUCUGCCUCACUGGUGGAGGAUGGCAUAUGUAGGCACCAACAUUAUAACAGCUGUGGCAUACAUGAAGGGGCUCUGGAUGGAGUGUGUCUGGCAUAGCACUGGCAUCUACCAGUGCCAGGUCCAUCGAUCUCAGCUUGCACUGCCUCGUGACCUUCAAGCAGCUCGUGCCAUGAUGGUGAUUUCCUGUCUUAUUUCCACACUGGCAUGUGUGGUGUCUGUUAUUGGCAUGCAUUGCACUCGAUGUGUCAAAGGGGCCUCUGCCAAAAAUUCUCUCGCUGUCUCUGGUGGAAUCUUUUUCAUCCUGGCUGGUCUCAUAUGCCUGGUUCCUGUUUCUUGGACUACUAAUGAUGUGGUUACAGAUUUUUACAACCCCAUGCUUCCCAACGGGAUGAAGUAUGAGAUAGGGCAAGCUCUUUACCUCGGCUUUUUCUCUGCAUCUUUGACUAUACUUGGCGGAGCUCUACUGUGUUCAUCAUGCCAGAGUGCUGGGAACAACAUACCUUACCAGCCACAACCAAGAAGCACAACAAGGGCUGCUCCCUCAUAUAGACCACCAACUGCCUACAAGGGAAACCAUGCUUCUUCGCUGACAUCUGCUUCACAGAGUGGCUACAGAUUAAAUGACUAUGUGUGAGUUCCUUAAGAUUCACCUGAGAGUCAGAACUUUUCUAUAAUGGAUGUGUAUGACAUACAACUAAUCUAAAGAACACUUAUAAUUUAUGAGAGUUUUGAUACAAAGUUUACCAUUGUGUAUUUAUGCAGAGAAACAACAUGAAAUUGUUUGCUUUGAAACUGGGGGGGGACGACUUUGUUGUAUUGCAGAGGUUGCAAAUUUCUCCCUAUGUGAGGUCAACAACCUUAAGCUGUGGAUGUGGUCAGUUCUGAUUAAAAGUAAAAUUUUUAUUUUGAUCAAGUUUCUAAUACUAAAACCUGCUUUCACAAACAAUAAAGGGUUAACAGUAGAGCUGGUUGAAAUUUUUUCAAUGGGACAGUUUUCCAUUGAAAAAUAAUGUUUCAUCUACAUCAAAACAUUUCAGGGUAACGUUGAUUUGGACUAAAUUAUUCUUU